Centruroides sculpturatus (bark scorpion) is the source of this 1104-nucleotide messenger RNA. RefSeq lists its product as uncharacterized. The record is from RefSeq and is a predicted model, not a curated record. NCBI's taxonomy places the organism in Eukaryota, Metazoa, Arthropoda, Arachnida, Scorpiones, Buthidae. The transcript has 4 exons. Bases 1 to 849 code for a protein of 282 amino acids.
AUGUGGCACACAUUUAAACACUUGCUGGUACUGAUUACAGUGUUCAGUAGGAGCCAACAGGGUUAUCAUCCACAGGUCUAUCGUCGGAUUAGUAACAACCAGACCUGCUCCGUAGAAGAUCAAUUGGAUGAUCUUCAAGCUCCAACUCUCAGUUACUGUGCAGCGGCUUGCCUCUCGAAUCCAUCUUGUGGGCCUUUCAGCUUCAACAAAAGUAAUUCGAGUUGUAGUUUGUGCCACGAGGGAACCGAAAAUUACAGAUGGAAGAUCAAUACCCAUUUUUAUAUUAAAUGGAGGGAGAGCAUCAAUUAUAUAGUUUAUGAAACUGAUGGUAAAGAUAUGGAGAAUCCUUCCCCCCAGGAGAUUUGGAAAGUUGACUGCAACAAAGACGAUAAUUCGUUUAAAAAUGGAUUCAUCGUGGGUAUCUGGGACGAUAAACACGACUUUGACGACAUUGACAAAAUCAAAUGCCUGAGGUGGAAAAACAAAAACAUCGUGGACCCGCUCCAGUCGCAGCUGCUUCACGUGGGAUACGAGGACCUGCGGAGCUGUCCGAAGGGCCACGUCCUCACAGCUCUGUCCGACAAGAAUCCGGGAUUCACCGAAGUGGAACUGGGCAAGUGUAGCCCCCUCUUUGACGGAUAUAGAGUGGAUCCGGACAGGUGCGCGUCCAUAGCCACUUCCGGAAGGGACUCGGGUCCGAACUCUCCGCACGCGGCCUGGAAGGUUCAAUGCCCAGAUGACAAAUUGUAUGUUGCCGUGGCUAUCUAUAGGAAAGAAGGUGUUCACACGCAUCUUAUCUGCUGCAUUCUGACAGAUGAGUCAGGGAUAAAGAUAAAAUUGCCAUUUUAAUGUAUGCAUCUAUUAAAAUUUCAUGUUAUUUUAAAUCGAGUCAAUGAAUGUUAAGUGUUUUGCUGCAUGUAAUGCGAUACCUUUGCAAAUAUUUUAGUUUUAUAUAUAAAAGGAGUAUGUAAAAUAUGAAAAUUCGAUGUAAGCAGCAAGAUAUUGGACUAAAGAAAUAAUUUUUUCCUAUAUUAUGUAUAAAAAAAGUCUUUCAAUGGUGUAUGAAUUAUGGCUCCAUGUUUACAAGUCUUAUCUAAUGUAAAU